Messenger RNA from Exophiala bonariae, 762 nucleotides. RefSeq lists its product as uncharacterized. Lineage: Eukaryota; Fungi; Ascomycota; Eurotiomycetes; Chaetothyriales; Herpotrichiellaceae. The record is from RefSeq and is a predicted model, not a curated record. Bases 1 to 762 code for a protein of 253 amino acids. The transcript is spliced from 2 exons.
AUGGCCUCGUCAGAUUCUCAGUCGGCGCCCACCACUGGCGCCAACAGUAGUUCCGCAUCCACACCACCCAGCAGCGGCAGCGGUACCGGCAGCAGCACGAAUCCCUCACCAUUCGCCCACGGCGUGUUCCUCCCCAACGGGGCCAACAGCGACCCGCCACUGCCCGCGAAUGACCCAACAAUAGGCUACAAGCUCAACCACUUCAUGCUGCGGAUCCGCGAGCCGAAGCGCACGAUGCACUUCUACAUCGACCUGAUGGGGAUGCGCACCGUCUUCACACUCAACGUGGGGCCCUUCACCAUCUACUACCUGGGCUAUCCGCAGACCGAGGUGCAUCGCGCCGACGUGCCCAAAUUCGGCCUCGACACCGCCAUGAACCUGCAGAGCACGCUGGGGCUGCUGGAGCUGUAUCACGUGCAUGGCUCCGAGAAGCAGCCCGACGGCUAUUAUCAGACGGGCAAUAGCCCGCCGAAUCUGGGCUUUGGCCAUUUGGGGUUCACGGUCCCCGAUGUCAAGGGCGCUUUGGACCGCUUGAAGGCUGAGGGGGUGGAGGUUGUUAAGGAUUUAGGGGAGGUCGGCCUGAGGAGUAUUCCCAUUUCCGAGUGGGAGAAUGAGAGGGGUGUUGGUCAGGAGGAGGUUGGCACGGCCACUGAGAUCCAUAAGGAGUAUAAAAAGGUGUUUUCGAAGAUCGCUUUUGUCAGAGAUCCGGAUGGAUAUAUUGUCGAACUGGUGCCACAGAAUGUCGAUCCUCUAGAUCCUUGA